This is a messenger RNA of Epinephelus moara (kelp grouper), 2193 nucleotides long. RefSeq lists its product as uncharacterized. The record is from RefSeq and is a predicted model, not a curated record. NCBI's taxonomy places the organism in Eukaryota, Metazoa, Chordata, Actinopteri, Perciformes, Serranidae. Bases 365 to 1060 code for a protein of 231 amino acids. The transcript has 5 exons.
UUAAGUAGACGGCGGAGGAGGCAGCAGCAGCAGUUGUCUCCUCUCUGGACAUAAUUUGGACUGUUUGCAAUCUGUGCGUAAGGCUGCUAAAUCUAAUCUACUGGCCCUACAGUGGCUGCUGCUCCACACCAGUAGCCAUCCAUUAACCAGACUGCUGCCCAGCGCAGAGCCAGAGCGACGUCACGCGGCUGGGAGAGGGCGUCAGUGCGCCUUGACGAGCUCCACACACACACGCUGAGCCAUGUUUACCGAAUGGGGAGAGUUUGAUCCGACUUGCAGAGCGCGCAUGUGGACUGUCACCCUGUCCGGGACCGAGCAGACAAUGAAGAGGAGCGACAGUUUCUCUCUGUGAUAUAUCUCUAAGAUGAGAGCCUUUGUGUUGAACCUGAUGAGUUCAGGAGGAUUUCGAAAGGGAACGAUCACAGUUUACACAGAAGAAAUGUCCACAACUGCAAGUCCAACCAUCCCCUCCUCACAGCUGACAUCGGAUCAACUCACAGUGGUGGCUGCAUCCUUUUCUUCCCUGGUGUUCUUUGUGGUUAUUGUGGUGCUGCUGUCCAUUAUUUACCGCAAGGAUCUCCAGUGCUGCAAACUCCGCUCCUAUCAGGGGCCACAUGCAGAUAUGGACGCUCCUCCCCAGUACUACAGCAGCAGACAGACACUGGUGGGAUCUCCUUGUCUAGAGCAGACUCAGAUCAUGGAUGACAGCAACACUCAGCAGGCAGGUCAGCUGUUCUACGUCGGCCUGCCCUCCAGCUACAGCCUGCCCACGCUGGAGACCCCCCUGCCGAGGCUCCCCUCCUAUGAGAGUGUCCGAAAGAAGGACCGCCAGAGGCAGAUCCACAUGAUGAUCGCAGACCGCUUCGGCCUCAAUGGACCCAUUGUGACUGAGCCUCCUCCAACAUACGAAGAGAGUAUUCGCCAGUCUAUGGAGCUGCCGUACAACAUCCUCCCAUCCAGUCCGGAUGUCUGCCCUCCUCAGAGCAUUUACACCAACACAGGGCCCGACACACCUCAUCCAGUCAGCUCUGACACCAACAGCACUAUUCUACCUGUGUGAUUACCGAGCAAGCUUCUCAAGCUGGUUCAUGAAUGUGACAGACGUGUGAUUGCUUUAUAUACAGAUGAAAAACAUCCCGACAUGUUGAAGACUGGAACCUUCACACAAGCUGAUUCAGAUACCUCAAGACUGUGUUUAUGUUGAGAGAUGGCUGAUGAAGGAGCAACCAAAGAGGAGCUUCAGGAAAGGACACCUUUGGCUUGGCACGUUUGAAUGUUAAAACACUUUGUUACUGUACAUGCUAAUGAAUUUAGAGAAUCACUGGAUAUUUACAUUUACUGAGGUGGCUGGUACAUCUUGAAAAAUAAAUUUGAGGACUACAGGACUUAAACCAAAAAAGGGAACCACUAUUUACUUUGUUGAUUAUACUCUGUUAGUUCAGUGGUUCCCAACUGGGUCAUUGGUCCAUUCUGAAUGGACUGCAAGUGACUCACGAAUGUGUCAAGUUUGUAAAAAACACACUUAUUUACUUAUACAGUAAAUUUGUGGCACAGAGCUUUUAUUUUGAAGUGCCAUUUCCUGCUGUCAAUUCAGUGACUAAUGGACAGUAACUUUACAGAGACAGCAAACUAGCUGGACAACAUGGCCAAAUGCAAGUAUGAUGCUUAAUAUAUUAAACUGUGUGGACCUUGAACUAAUGACUAAGGAGAAAUCUGGACCUGGUGGCUGGACCAGUUGGGAACCACUGUGUUAGUGAACAUUUGUCCUUUAUUGAGACCUCAUUGCCUGGUUUGUAAAGUUAUCUGAAAUCUGUUUGUUUCUGUACCCUGCCGAGGCUGAGCCAUACCGCCAUACAGCAUGUGGUUCAGCCUGGGAGAGGGAAAAUAUUAAAAGGUGCUAAUGAGAGUGCCUUCCAUGAAGUUAUAAUGAGAUAUUACAACAAAUGCAUGUUUGCUUUUUACCCCUUUGCUUAUUUUUUAUUUUGACAGGACAGCUUACCCCAAAAUCAAAAAUACAUAUUGUUCCUCUCACCUGUAGUGCUGUUUAUCAGUCUAGAUUGUUUUGGUGAGUUGCUGAGUGUUGGAGAUAUCAGCCAUAGAGAUGUCUGCCUUCUCUCCAGUAUAAUGAAACCAGAUGGCACCCGGCUUGCGGUGCUCAAAGCACUAAAACAAUACAUUUGAAAAACUCAACAG